Messenger RNA from Daucus carota subsp. sativus, 710 nucleotides. RefSeq names its product succinate dehydrogenase subunit 7A, mitochondrial. Lineage: Eukaryota; Viridiplantae; Streptophyta; Magnoliopsida; Apiales; Apiaceae. The coding region runs from base 108 to 383 and encodes 91 amino acids. The transcript has 4 exons. The record is from RefSeq and is a predicted model, not a curated record.
UUCAGGUGGAAUAAUAAUAAGUAAUGCAGUAGCAGGAAAAAAGAACAAUACAAUUAUUUUUCUCUGCUUUUGGCUGUGAAUUUGAUUCAUCUCUCUGCUCCACUCCCAUGGCUUUCCUACACAACAGACCUAUCUUCUCCCCCCUGCGAUCUCAUUCUCAGAAAACGGCGGAUUUUUUAUGUGAAUCGAGGAGGGGAACACACACAGAAACAGCGCCAGGUGCUCGCGAGAAGGCUCUAUUAGCACCCGAUCCUGCUCUAGAUCGAUUUAAAUCAUACAAGAAGAGUGUGAAGCGUGUUAAGAAGAUAGGAGAUGUUCUCACUGUCGUCGUUGUUGCUGGAUGUUGCUACGAGUUAUAUGUAAGAGCUACAACGCGGAAAUAAUAUGAUGGAAGUGCUUAAUGAUAUCCCCCUUCUCCCUUGAUGUAUUUUCACUACCUUAGUUUACUGGUUAUGAUUGUUGUUGGGUUGUGAAGUUUUCACUUUUUAAGUUUCUUGGCCAAGAUCUUGUUUGUUACUAGAAAUAAGGCUACUGAAUUCCAAGUUAUAGGCAUCUGAUCUUGGCAUAGUUAUUGCAGCAGAACAGUUUGAUGGAUUAAAUAAGCUCUGUUUUAAAGAAGAAACUGCAAUGCAACGGUAACUUGUAUUUGAUGUUGAGGCUGUUAACUGCUUCUAAAAAAUGUUAUCAAAAAGACAAACUUUCACUUUUAA